Molecule: messenger RNA, 4150 nt
Organism: Papaver somniferum (opium poppy)
Lineage: Eukaryota; Viridiplantae; Streptophyta; Magnoliopsida; Ranunculales; Papaveraceae
Product: disease resistance protein RGA2-like
Exons: 2
Coding region: 132-3467 (1111 amino acids)
Biological process (GO): defense response to other organism
Molecular function (GO): ADP binding
Source: RefSeq, a predicted model, not a curated record
AUAACUGUAAUCACUUACUCUUAGUCAUCAACACAAAAAAAAGAAAGAAAAAAAAACUUAAGAUCAUAUAUUCCAUUUACUUUCUUCUUCCAUCCAUUCUGUUAUUUCUUUCUCUUCUUGAAAUCAUUAUUAUGGCGUUGGAAGAGAUCUUUGUUAACGGUGCCACAGGGUUCAUGAAAAGGCUGGUUUCUGUUGCUGCCAAAAAAAUUGGAAACGUUGGGGCUGUAAACGAAGAUCUGCAAAAGCUCAAGGAUACACUGGAGAUGAUCGCUGCUGUUACAUCUGAUGCUGAAAAGAAGCAGGUGAAAGACAAAAUCGUGCAGCUCUGGUUGAGAAGGCUCCAGGAUGUUGCAUAUGAUGCUGACGACCUUUUGGAUGAAAUUUCUUAUGAAGUUAUGCGUCAAUCCCAAGAAGAUGGAAACGCGGGGAAGGUAACAGUCCUAUCUAAAAUUAAAUUUGGUUCGGAAGUCGCAAAACGAAUCAAAAUCAUUAAUAAAGAGUUAGAUGGAAUUUCUAAGGACAACGUUAUGUUUAAGUUGGAACAUAGCUUUGAAGAUGAUCAAAAUACUGAACAACUAGAUCGAAUUACACAUUCUUUCAUAGGUGAUUCUAAAAUUGUUGGAAGAGAAAAAGAUAAAUCUCGCAUAGUAGAGAUGUUAUUGAUGACUGAUCCUUCAUCAUCAUCAUCCAAUAAUUUUAGUCCACAAGAAAAUAUCUCAGUCGUGUCCAUAGUGGGUAUGGGGGGACUUGGGAAAACGACCCUAGCUCAAUUGGUAUACAAAGACCACUCAAUUGAGAGAAGCUUUGAGCCAAGAGCUUGGGUCUGUAUUUCUGAGGAGUUUGAUAUCUAUCUAAUUUUAAAAAAUAUUCUCGAGUCCAUUACUCAAAAAAAGUGUGAUGAUUUUUCGAAUGUCGGUGUGCUAGUACAGAAAGUUCAUAAAGAAAUUAGUGGGAAGAAAUAUUUGUUGGUACUAGACGAUUUAUGGAACGAGAAUGCCGAAGACUGGGAGAAACUUAAGGGUUAUUUAAGCGGGGGUGCUCAAGGGAGUAAAAUACUAGUAACUACACGUAAAGAAAAUGUUGCAUCUAUCGUUAGGGGUAACAUUCCACCGUACAAUCUAACAACCUUAGGUAAUCAAGCUUGCUGGUUAAUCAUUAAGAAUAGAGCUUAUUCUCUAGGCGGAGCAGUCGAGAGUCUAACUAUGUCAAAAAUAGGCCAGGAGAUAGCGAGAAAAUGUGGUGGUUUACCACUUGCAGCUAUUUUUCUCGGAAAUCUAAUGCGCUUGAAAAAAAAGGAAUCUGAUUGGUUAGCGAUCAGAGACGAUGACGUUUUCAAUACACCAGAAAAUCCGAACAAAAUCAUACUAAUAUUGAAAUUGAGCUAUGAUAAUUUACCUUCUCAUUUGAAAAAGUGUUUCUCGUACUGCAGUUUAUUUCCCAAAGAUCAUAAACUUAAUAGAGAAACACUGAUUCAAUUGUGGAUGGCUGAAGGAUUCCUUCAUCCAUCUACGGGAAGAAAUCAAAUCUCACCUGAAUAUGUUGGUAAUGAUUAUUUCCUUAGUUUGUUGUCUAGCUCUUUCUUUCAAGAUGUAGAAACGGAUGAUGAGUUAGGUGACAUUGAAACGUUCAAAAUGCAUGAUUUGGUGCAUGAUCUUGCGUUAAGUGUCGUUGGUAGUCAUGAAGUCACGAUUCUAAACACAAGUGAAAUGGAAAAUGAUGUAUCUGGAAUUCGUCGUCUGCGGUUAAUGAUGGAAGAAGUAUCAAGACCAUCUUCUAAUGUCUCCAAAAAUGCAGAAAAACUGCGCACAGUUUUCUGCCAAGAAGGUUAUUUUUGUCAGAGUUCAGCUAGUAACAAGCGUCUUCGUGUAAUUCAUCGGCUUGAUUCUGCUACACAGGAAACCAUAUCUUCAACUUUGAAGUUUAAACACUUGAGGUACCUUGACCUCAGUUAUUCCUGUAUUAAAUCUUUUCAUGCUGUAUCCAUCAGUCAACUCUACAAUCUGCAGACUCUCAACCUUCACCGGGCUUUCGGCAAUUCUCAUCAACACUCAACUAUUCAAAACAUUCUCAACAUUCUCAACCUUCACCGGGAUUUCGGAAAUUCUCAUCAACACUCAACUAUUGAAAACAUUCUCAACAUAAUUGGUUCUUUGACAAAUUUACGUCAUCUUGAUAUCUCUUACACAGCAACCAAAGUGUUACCUGAUUCCAUCAUUAGGCUCACCAAUUUGCAGACUUUGAAUAUGAAGUGUUGUGAUGUUAGUGCCUUACCGACAAAUAUUGGGUCUCUCCAAAAUCUAUCUUCCCUUGACAUUUCAUACACAAUAAUCACAGAGUUACCCGACUCAAUCUGUCUCAUCUCUAAUCUAAAGAAGUUAACCUUCCGCCGUUGCUGGAGAUUAAAAGCACUACCUCGUAACAUUGGAACUUUGACACAACUAAGAUCACUUGAUUUGAAUGGUACUUCUAAUUUAUAUGAAUUGCCUGAAUCUUUGACUAGCAACCUCUGUAAAUUAGAGUCAGUGGACCUUUAUUUUCUUCGCAAGUUUCCCAAAGACAUUAAGAAUUGGGUUGAAUUGAGACGACUCACUUUCGGCGAAAGAACGGAUGGUGUAAAAAUGCCAAGUGGCAUAGAAAACCUAACUCGCCUCGAAGUAUUAAAACCUUACCUGGUGACGAAAGAAGAAGUCUGCACCACCCGAACUAGUUCUAUCUAUGAAUUAGCAGAUCUAAACUCCCUUCGGAAGUUACAGAUACUAAAUCUAGAGAAUGUGAGAGGUGGCAAAAUAGAGGCGGAGACGGCCAAGUUAAAAGACAAGCUAAACCUUGACGAUUUAUGGCUACGAUGGAAAACCGAAGAAGAAGAUGAAGAAGUGGCUGCUGGUGCUACUAUGGUGCUGGAAGGUCUCCAACCUCACUCUAAUUUGGAGAUAUUGUGGAUCGAGGGUUUUCCUGGUUUAAAGCUUCCAAAGUGGAUGAGUUCAUCUUCCUCUCUUCCAAAUUUAGUGGUAUUAUUCUUUAAAAACUGCAACUGUAGAAAUCUUGUAGGCCUGGGUCAACUCCCAUGUCUUAAGGAUCUUCGUAUUGAGGGUAUGCAUUCACUGAAGAGUUUGGGUAAACAAUUUUAUUACCAGCAGGAAGAAGAAGAGGAAAAAGAAACAACAACAACAUUAUUCCCUUCGCUAACGAGGUUUACAAUUGAAAAAAUGAAAAACUUGGAAGAAUGGUGUGCACUUCCUCCAACUGUGAAUUCCUUUCCUUUCCUUGAGCGAUUAGAUAUCAAGUGGUGCCCUAAUUUGAAAUCUAUACCAGAUUUACGAUUAUGGUCUUCUCUCCGGAAUAUAAGAAUCACCGACUGCAAUAACUUCGAGAAGUCAUUACCUUAUGAUCUCAAUAAGUCAUCCUUGACCUUUCUUGAAGAGCUCUCUGUUGGUGCUGGUUUGAAGAGGUCCAAUGCGAUCAGAUAGCUCUGCUACAAUUCAUAUCAUCCAUCCAACAUCAACAGGAUUCAAUUUGGAAGCCAUCUACAUAUCCAGCACGGUAUUAGUUUACGUUGAAAGUUGUCCAACAGAGAGUUACAAAAUUCCAUGCAUGGAUUAUAAUCAGCAAUGAAGGUAUCGACAAAGUAAGGUAAAGACAUGGUGGUUUAAUAUUAUUGCAUCACUGUAUGUUCAACAUGGGCGCAGUAUCACGUUCCAGUUUUCUUCACUUACUCUGGAUAUUAAACGUGAUAGUGUCCCGUUUUCAGAACUCACAGGAAGAGGUGAGCAAUUCCUGUAGAUAUAAAUAAAUGGAUGAUGAUGGAUUGUAAGAGGUCGAAUAUGCAUGUGGGGAGCUCCAUGAAGAAUAACAGAGAUGAAGACGUGCCAUGUGCAGCGGGAGAUGGACAAGUAACUCAUUUGGGAGCAGUUGGAUUAAUCUGGUUUCAACAACAAAUAGAGUAUAAAUUUCAGUUUUGUAUGUAUUUUUGUUUAUGGUUUUUGUUUUGAAAAUUAAUACAUUUUGCCUCAGAUAAUGAUCGGUGGUGGUGCCAACCUAGUUGGGAUGACAGUCCCCACAUAAAGAUGUUCUAAAACGCUCAAACUCUUAUGUUUAUGGAACUUUGAUUUCUCUUUCUCUUUCAACUAUAAUUUAUUUUCUUGGUGGCGAA